This is a messenger RNA of Moneuplotes crassus, 5122 nucleotides long. The record is from the annotation of a GenBank genome assembly. Lineage: Eukaryota; Ciliophora; Spirotrichea; Euplotida; Euplotidae.
UUUGAAUUCAGAGGUUAAUUCUAAUAUGAAAAUUCUAACCGCUAUCGUGUUAGUAGCACUGCUCUGACUUUCAGUCAGAGCAGAAGUUGAAGUUGCACAAAGCUUUGAAGACGUUGAGAACUUCUUGGAAGAAAACCAAGAUGAAACAAUAGCUCUUCUGUUCAUUGACAGCACUUUGGCUGAUACAUCAGGCAAUGGAUUCAUUUCAGGUGUUGUUUCUUCGAUUACUCACAUUUUUAGUGGUGCUGAGGAGCCUGAUGCUUCUCAUCAUCAUGUUUCUGAAAUAGAAAAGGCCAUCUCUGAUGAUACUGCUCUUCUUCAAAUCGACGUGAGUAAUGAGAACUUGAGAGAGAUCCAAGAAUCCUAUGAUGUCACCACAGUUCCUUAUUUAAUCGUUACAAAAAGAGGAAUCGUUGUUCUAAAAGAAGUUCCAACUCAUGAGACUCAUGAUAAGAUUAUCCAAGUUUUGAAUAUAAGCAGUGAUGCAAUCCAUGAAGAGAAUGCUCCAACAAGUUCUGAAGAGAAUGCUGAAAAAGCAUCUGCCUCGGUAGAGGUAGCUCAUGAAUCUGAAUCAGUCUCAGAAGAAAAUGCUGCUAUCAGUAAUGAAGCUCCUGAAGUUGAAGAAGUUGUUACACCUGCAGUUGAAGAAGUUAGUUCCUCAGUCUCAGAAGUUACUUACGAAGAAGUCCCUCUUGUUGUUGAGCCUGCCUCUGAACAGUCUGUAAUCAUUGAAGAACCUAAAAUCUUAUCUCAGUCAAGACCUGAAGAAUUUGAGGAAGUAGCUCCAGAAGAAUUUGAUGAUGAUCUUAUCAUUCUUAAUCUAGACGAUCUUUCUACCCCUCCUAAACCCUCUCAAGUAGGACCAUCAAAAAUAUCUGAGCCAGGAAAGAUCUACACUAAUGAUGUUAAGCAAGAUGACAUUUCUGCAAUUCCAAGAAAUUUUGAACUUCCUCCCAAACCAAUUAAAGUCGGAUCUAAUUCUCCUUCACAAAUUCCUCCACCUGUUAUCAGAGUUGAGCCAGCUCCAGUCAUCAAAGCUCAACCUGCUCUAGCCUCAGAACCAAUUCCAGUUGUUAAAGUUCAGCCUGUAUCUAUUCCAGAGCCAGCUCCAGUCGUUACAGUCCAGCCUGAAUUAGAAGAAGCUCCAAAGAUUGAGCUUAAGGUUCAGCCUAGGUCUGAUGAAAUUUCAAAAAUUCAAAUUCAAACGGACUCUGAAUCAAAAGAAGAAAUUCAAAUUAAGCCUGAACCAGUUGUUGUACCUGAAAUCACACUUGCUCCGGGAGAGAAGCCAGUUGCUCCUUCAGUAGUGGCUCCUAAACUCAAAGUGAAACUACCUGAAUCAUCAAAGACAGUUGGAGUGUUUGAUAAGAAUUACACUCAAGCUCCACAGGUUCCUGAAAAGUCAGCCUCUGAACAGUCAAUGAGAGUCGUAAUGCAUAAGCCAGCAGCCUCAGUAGCUCCUCAGAUUGCAUCCCAGGAGACCCCAAAGGUGCAGGUUCAGAAAAGGCAACAAGUUGUCGAGAAGCCUGCCGAAGAAGCUCCAGAACAUCACGACCAAGAUGAUAGGACUAAAUAUGUACAUCACCAUUGCCACAAUAGAGAUGGAUACAAUGAUUGUCAAGCUCUCGAUUGGAGGGAUAGUGAUGGAUAUAUCUCUGAAUUAGAAGAUUAUGAAAUUCCUGAGCAAUGGUGGAAAGACGGAUACACGCCUAUAAACACUCGAAACCCAGCUGAUGAAUUAACUAAAUCAACAAGGCAAAAAUGAGAGAUCCCUCAUCCUCCAAAGGAUGUUGUUCUAGAGCCUCCAAGAAAGGUGUUACAAAAGCCUCAACCUGCUGUGAAAGAUACCCCAAGGCAUCAAAUAAUCAAUCCUGUUCCAAGACCAGAAAGAAAAGUCCAGCUUCCAAGACCCCAGAUUACCCCUCCUCCAUCCAAAAUCCACCCAACCGUUCGCCCAGAAGUAGUGUGUCAAGCUCCUAAAAUCCCUACUCCUACCCCACCUCAAAAAACACCCAAACCACCCCUAAACGCUCCUCUUCCAUCACUAAACACAACUCAGCCUGCAGUCAAAAUUUUAAGCACAGAAUUAUUAAGUCAUACUGGAAUAGAGAGAAAAUACGGAAUGACUCCAAGAAUGAUCCCAGAAUUCUUUCAAAGAAGGCCUUCUCUUCUUCAGACUCCUGCUUUCAGAGCUCCUAAAAAUAUUCCUGCUGUUUUGUCAAAAGAAUCUUUCAAUAAGACUUUCACAAAGCCUUCGGAAAAUAUCUCUGUGAAGCCUACUCCAAAGCCAAUUAAAAAACCUGCUCCAAAUCUACCCAAUAAGACUGUCAUCCCCAUUCCCAAAGCUCCUUCUCCACCAGCUAAAAUCUCUACGAAUACUACUAUUUCAAAACCUUCAAUUGCAAUGAAGCCAACUAAUGCUACAAGCCAACAAAGCCACAGUAAAAUUUUGAACAGAAAGAAUUCCCAGCCAAAAUUAGAUACUAAAGCGAAGAAGAAGCCAGUUCAAUUAAAGCAUGAUCUUAGCCAUGUGAAACCAGUACAACUCAAGGAUGGACUUAAUAUCACUAGAGUUGAAAGUUCAAUGAAACACAGCUCUGUCAACCCAGUUAGGAUCCCCCAAGAGAUCGUUGCUAGAACUUCCCCAGUAGCUGCGAUUAAUACCCUCAGACAGAAAGAAGCAUAUAAACCAGCUAUGUUCCCAAGAUAUGUAUCACCCUCUAAAGUAGUUGAACCUACAAAAUAUGAAGAGAUUGUGUUCCCUAGAUAUAUUUCUCCUUCUAAAGUGAAUGAGACUUCAGAGCCUCAAGAAAUAGUUUUCCCAAGAUAUGUCUCUCCCUCCCAGAAAAUAGAAGAAAUGUCAGAAGCUCAAGAAGUUGUUUUCCCAAGAUAUAUCUCUCCUUCAAGAGUAAUAGAAGUUGAAGAAGCUCCAAAAGAGAUUGAAAAAAUCGACGAAUCAGCUUUAAGAGGAAUGCCUGAACCAUCAUUCUUCAGAAGACCAGGCUUUUUAGGUCCAAGACCUCCACCUUCUUUCUUCAGAUCACCAGCAAAGUCAGUUGAAAAGAUUCAGCCUGAACCUAUCGUGAUCGAAACUCCAACAGUCUCUUUCUCUCCUAUUGAUUUUGAAGAAUCUGAACCAGAAAUUAUUGAGGAAAGAGUUUUUGCUAAUGCCCCUAUAUUCCCAAGAUACGUGUCUAAAUCAACCGAAAUUGCUGAGAUCGAAGAGCCAGUUAAGACAAAAGAAGUUAUUUUUGGAAGAAACAGACCAAAUUUCUUAGUAGAUCCAUCUUUCUAUAGAAGACCUAUCCCAAAUGGUAGAAGACCAGCUCCAUUUUGUGCUCAAGGGCCAGCCAAAUUUGUUGGAAACAUUAGACCUGAUCCAAGAAUGAUCGAUGAGUCAACAGUUUCCUUUUUACCAGUAGAUUUUGCAGAAGAGAUUGAACAAGUAAUUAUUGAAGAAAGGGUCUUCCCUCCACCUCCUGUAUUCCCAAGAUAUGUUCCAAAGAAAACAAUUGAUCCUGAAAAUGAUGAUUCUGCCCAAGAAAAUUCUAAUGCUGAAGUAAACUCUGGGGGUGUAGCAGAGAACCAAAACCAAGACCUAAGCAAUGCCGCACCUAAAGCUAUGAUUGUAAUCGAAGAAACCCCUGAAUCCACAAUCAAGUCUGAUUACGGCAGAAGGACACCUUUCGGUAAAGCUCCAAGGUAUGUUCCAGUAGAGCCAGUCAAGAUUGUGAAUGAAGCUGAAGCAAUCAUUGGAACAUCAGAGCCUUCUGAAAUUGCAAGCGAAACUCCAGAAGAGGUGUCUCAGCAAUUUAUUAAACAAAGCUUCAUUAUUCCAGAUUUGCUUCCAAGUGAGCAAGUUGAGAUAAUUGAAAAGCCACUAUUCGAAGAAGUUCCUCCAGUGCAAUAUGAAGAAAUUGAGUUUGAAAUAGAAGAAUCAGUAUAUGGAGCAAAUAGAUUCACGGCAAUGCCACAAUUGUUAAGAAAUAGAGCUCCAAAUAGUAGAUAUCUAAGACGCACAACUCCAAUGAACAGCAAACCUAGACCUUAUAUUAGACAGCAGCUUGCCGAUCCAUCAGUCAAAAAAGUUGAACAAGCAAUAGAAACACCAUUUGAAGAAGCCACAGAUAUAACAGUUAUGGAAUCUGCUUUGAGGCCAUUACCUACUGAGGUUAUUGAAGAAGAAGUUAUUUCUGAGACAUCUAUUCCAUUAAUUCCAAGAAAGAUCCAAUUCUCAGAGAUUAGAAAUCCAAAGCCAAUCUUAUCCUCAUUCGUUCCUAAUAUCAUUGAAACCGAAGUUACUGUUACUAAGCCAGUUGAAAUUCCAUAUAUUCCAAGAAAGAUCGAUAUCCCUCAGAGCAGGAUUCCUCAGCCUAUAGCUAAAGUAGUCACUGAAGUUGUGGAAGAGCCUGAGGUCAUUCUUCCAGAGCCAGUUUAUACUGAGAUUGAUCGAAGAGAAGAGAUUGUUCCAUCAAAGCAAAUGCAAAUUAUCCCUAGAGCGAUCCAGAACUCGCUUCUCAGAGCUGCAAGACCAUUGCUUCCAAGACAAUCUGUGGUUAUUGAGGAGGCAAAUGCUUUUACUCCUGAAAUCAUUGAAGAAGGUAUCAUUGCACCAGGAACAGCAGACAUUCCGUUUGUUCCAAGAAAGAUAGAGAUUUCAAGAGCUAGAAAUCCUGUAAUUGAAACGAUUGUUGAUGAGCCAGAAUUUGUAAUUCCUGAGCCUAUCAAUACAGAAGAGUAUGUUGAAGUAAUUCCAGAGGUUCAAGAACUUUCAGUUGAGACAGUGAUUGAGGAAAUAAAUCUUAAUCCUUCAUCAUACCCAUUUAACUCUUUUGUCCGUCCAAGAGCCUCUCAAGUUCCCAGAAGGCCAUUUAGAGCUCCAAUGGAAUUCAGGAAUGCUCGAGGUCCAUAUGUUAGACAAGUAGUUCAGCCAGAAAUUAGGGAGCCAGGUAUUGAAUCAGUCUUGGUAGACUCUCCUCCAAUGAUGGUUGAAGCUCCUUUAAUCUCUGUGGAUAAUGUUGCUCCAAAGGGAUCAUUUACAAGCAGUAAAAUUGAGGUAGUGACUGAUACCCCUGCCCCAGAAACCCCCCAAGACUCACUCAAACAAAACCUUAGCCACUAA